AUGCCCUCUGCAAAUAUCUCUAGGCACCUCCGCAUAGGAGUCGACGUCGGCGGCACCAACACAGACGGCGUCAUUCUUGAUCCCCUCCAGGCGUCGUCUCCGGGCAAAGGCAUCCUAGCAUGGCACAAGGCUCCCACAACGACCAAUCCAAGCAUUGGAAUCAACGAUGCAAUCACUGCCAUGUUCAAAUCCGCUGCCAUCAGCCCAUCCGAGGUUGAGAGUGUAACCAUUGGCACUACUCAUUUCGUCAACGCUGUUGUUGAACGGGAUACUUCACGACUGUCUACUGUGGCGGUCAUCCGGCUCUGUGGACCUUUUUCAAAGCAUGCUCCCCCUUGCGUAGAUUGGCCGGAUGAUAUGAGGCAGAUGAUUCUGGGCCACUAUGCAUUGCUCAAAGGCGGCUUGGAGGUAGACGGAAACCUCAUUUCAGAUAUUGAUACGCGAGAGAUUAAAGAGCAGUGUGCCAUUAUUCGCAAAAAAGGCAUCAGAAAUGUUGUAGUCAAUGGAGUGUUCAGCCCCAUAGACACCAUAGAGAAGCAAGAGGAACGAGCUUCAGACAUUAUCAAAGCAGAAUUGCCCGAGUGCGAUGUUGUUUGUUCGAAAGACAUCGCCAACCUAGGAUUCUUGGAGCGUGAGAAUGCGGCCAUUCUGAAUGCUUCUAUCCUUUCUUUCGCUAGGAAAACCAUCAGGUCUUUUCAAGAGCCAAUCAAACGCCUCGGCUUACACUGUCCCGUUUUCAUCACACAAAAUGACGGCACCGUCUUAUCAGGGGACAUGGCAGCGAGGUUGCCCGUCAGGACCUUUUCGAGUGGCCCAACAAACAGCAUGAGGGGCGCGGCAUUCCUUGCCCAGGGCGAGAUAUCCGAAGCAGUCAUGGUCGUCGACAUUGGGGGCACAACAACAGAUGUUGGGCUGCUGUAUGCAAAUGGGUUUCCCCGGCAGCAGGCUGCUUACAGCGAUCUUGCAGGCAUCAGAGUCAACUUUUCGUGUCCGGAUAUCAAGAGCAUCGGUCUUGGGGGAGGGUCGAUUGUCAGAACUGACAACGGUCUAACUGUCGGACCAGACAGUGUUGGGCAUAAGCUUCAGCAAGAGUCUGUUGUUUUCGGUGGCAAGGUCAUCACCGCGACUGAUUGUAUAGUGCAAGCGAAUCCUGAUUUAAAUAUAGGCAACAGAGAUCUUGUGAAGGCUGUGCUUACUGAUGAACAGCUGAACCUUUUCAGGGCCGCCCUCAAGGACAAGAUUGAGAAGGCAAUUGACAAGAUGAAAACUUCUCCAGAAGACAUCCCAGUGCUGCUUGUUGGCGGUGGAGCUAUACUGUCGCCUGACGAGCUCAAAGGUGCGAGCCGAGUGAUAAAGCCGGAAUGGUCGCAAGUUGCAAACGCAAUCGGAGCAGCAAUGGCAAGAGUCAGUGCAGUUGUGGAUACUGUCAAAUCCACCGAGUCCAAAACCACCGCUCAGUUGCUGGAAGAGAUUGGCCAAGAAGCAAUUGCAAAGACUAUAUCUGCCGGGGCGUCUCCUGCGUCCGUGGAGAUUGUCGAAAAAGAGACCCUCCCACUCCAAUACAUUGCUCAUAAAACAAGAUUCAUUGUCCGUGCAGCGGGGGAUUUCGAUUUGGGGAGCGUCCAAAUCCACGCAACUCCAGAAGCGGAUAACGAGGGAAAUGACACUGAUAUGAGCCAAUAUGAGAAACUAUCAAAGCGACCAGAAACCACAUCCAAAGAGCAAAUAGACAAGGAUGUCAACAUUGCUCUAUAUAGACCAACAGUUAAAAAUCGCGUUUGGUAUAUAUCGGAAACGGAUGCUGAUUGGAUUGCCACCGGCUGCUACAUCCUUGGAACGGGCGGUGGAGGAUCCCCCUAUUCCCAUCUAGUGCGUCUAAAGCAAGAGCUCCGUAAGGGUGCAAUUGUGAGGGUUAUAAAUCCAUAUGAUCUUGCCGACGACGAUCAGAUUGGUUGUGGAGGAGGUGUGGGCAGUCCCACAGUCGGAAUCGAGAAGCUGCCUGCCGACGAGCUAUUGGAAGCUCAACAAGAAUUAUUCAAGGUCUGUCCUAACCCUGCCACUCACAUGAUUUCCAUCGAAAUUGGAGGUGGCAACGGCCUCCAAGCGAUGAUAUUGGGCGCCAGCACGAAUAUGGAUCUACCAGCUGUGGAUGGCGACUGGAUGGGACGGGCUUAUCCAACAAAAUGGCAGACAACCCCUGUUGUUUUUAACGAAAGGUCUCCUAUCUGGUCUCCCAUCGCCAUGUCUGACGGCAAUGGUAAUGUCGUUGUCAUGCCGAAAGCGACCUCUGACCUUGCUGUUGAGCGUAUCCUGCGAGCGGCUCUGACACAAAUGGGAUCACACACAGGUUGUGCUGAGUCCCCGGUGACAGGAGCAGAAACGAAGCGAUGGGUAGAGAAUAGGGUCGACAACGUAGCCGAGUCCAUCAUCGAGGAAUGCGGCGGAAAAGCAGCUGGUAAAGUGCUCUGGAAGGGUAAGAUUGUCGGUGUUGAGAGGACGCUGAGGGGAGGAUAUGUCUAUGGUGAAUGCUUCAUCGAAGGAGUUGAUGGGACCAUCAAGAUCCCUUUUAAGAACGAAAACAUUGCAGCUCUCAAGGUCCGAGAUGAUGGGAAAGAAGAGCAACAGGAGGACGUCCUAGCCAUUGCCCCGGACCUGAUCACCGUGAUUGAUGCACAGAACGGUGAAGCUAUCGGCACUCCAGAGUACAGGUAUGGGCUGCUAGUAGUAGUGCUGGGGCUGGCCGCCAGUGAUAAAUGGACGGGAAGCCAGAGAGGAAUCGAACUUGGCGGACCAGUGGGUUUCGGGAUAGACCACCUGAAAUUCACUCCGCUGGGUGCGUUUGUCAAGCCGAGGAGCGUUAUUGACGAGUUUGACGGCAUUGUUGAAUAG
Molecule: messenger RNA, 2889 nt
Organism: Trichoderma breve
Lineage: Eukaryota; Fungi; Ascomycota; Sordariomycetes; Hypocreales; Hypocreaceae
Product: hydantoinase/oxoprolinase domain-containing protein
Exons: 4
Coding region: 1-2889 (962 amino acids)
Biological process (GO): glutathione metabolic process
Cellular component (GO): cytosol
Molecular function (GO): 5-oxoprolinase (ATP-hydrolyzing) activity
Source: RefSeq, a predicted model, not a curated record